Molecule: messenger RNA, 3711 nt
Organism: Esox lucius (northern pike)
Lineage: Eukaryota; Metazoa; Chordata; Actinopteri; Esociformes; Esocidae
Product: neuronal acetylcholine receptor subunit alpha-7
Exons: 10
Coding region: 254-1816 (520 amino acids)
Biological process (GO): monoatomic ion transmembrane transport; regulation of membrane potential; chemical synaptic transmission
Cellular component (GO): neuron projection; synapse; postsynaptic membrane
Molecular function (GO): transmembrane signaling receptor activity; acetylcholine-gated monoatomic cation-selective channel activity
Source: RefSeq, a predicted model, not a curated record
CAGUGCUGCGAAUCCCAUUUUCAUUUUGGAGGGCUUCAGGGAGGAGCACCCGACAACCCCCCGAGCACAGUACAAAUCCGUUUCUUCGCCCGUCAGUCUUCGUUAUCAACUGUUUCAACCAGUGUGCGGUUUAUUGUCCGUGACUCGCAGUGACUUUUUGGCGUGUUUUUAAUUUACCUGUGACUGUCCAAUAUAACGGGGGUCUUGGAACUGUCACUGGGUAUCUUAGGAGGAAUUUCUGGUCUGUCAUGCGAUGGAGGCUCGGAUUUUUACCUUGUACUUAUUAACCAUCGCCUGCCUGCUCCAAGUAUCUCUGCAGGGACAGCACCAGCGCAAAUUGUACAAGGAUCUGAUGCGGAACUACAACCCGCUGGAGCGUCCUGUUUUCAAUGACUCCCAUUCACUCACUGUCCACUUCAGCUUCAGCCUCAUGCAGAUCAUGGAUGUGGACGAGAAGAACCAGGUCCUGACGACCAACAUGUGGUUGCAGCUGUAUUGGUAUGACUACUACCUGCAGUGGAACACCACAGACUACCCUGGAGUGACCAAUGUCCGGUUCCCUGACAACCAGAUCUGGAGGCCUGAUAUUCUGCUCUACAACAGCGCUGAUGAGAGGUUUGAUGCUACGUUCCACACCAACGUCCUUGUCAACUACACAGGCUACUGCCAGUACCUGCCUCCAGGAAUCUUCAAGAGCACGUGCUACAUCGACGUGCGCUGGUUCCCCUUUGAUGUCCAGCGUUGUGACCUGAAGUUUGGUUCAUGGACAUAUGGGGGCUGGUCUUUGGAUCUGCAGAUGAAAGAGGUAGACAUGACUGGAUACAUCGCCAAUGGAGAGUGGGACCUUGUGGAGGUCCCUGGGCGGAGAAACGAGCGCUUCUACGACUGCUGCAAGGAGCCGUAUCCUGACGUGACCUUCACGGUGGUGAUGCGCCGGCGAACCCUCUACUACGGCCUCAACCUGCUCAUCCCCUGCGUCCUCAUCUCCACCCUGGCCCUGCUCGUCUUCCUGCUGCCCGCCGACUCCGGGGAGAAGAUCUCACUCGGUAUUACUGUCCUGCUUUCACUGACCGUCUUCAUGCUCCUGGUCGCUGAGAUCAUGCCAGCCACGUCCGACUCUGUUCCUCUCAUAGCCCAGUACUUUGCCACCACCAUGGUGAUUGUAGGCCUGUCUGUCAUCGCCACCGUCCUGGUCCUUCAGUACCACCACCACGACCCGGAUGGAGCUAAAAUGCCAAAGUGGACACGAGUAGUGCUCCUGAACUGGUGUGCCUGGUUCCUGCGCAUGAAGCGGCCCGGCGAGGAGCGUGUGCGUCUGGCCUGCCACAACAAGCAUCGGCGCAACAGUCUCUCCAGCGUGGAGCUCAGCAUGAGCCAGGGUACGCUCCAGCCCACCAAUGGCAACAUGCUCUACAUUGGCUUCCGGGGCAUGGAGGGCAUGCACUACACCACUACCCCCGACUCAGGCGUAAUCUGCUCCAGGCUGGUGGGGCCGGGAGAAGACGAGGUCCUGCUACCCGGGGCCGGGGUGUCCAACUUGGGAAGCUCGGCAGGCGGCACAGGGGUGGGGAUGGGAAUAGGGAGCCAUGCGGAGACAGACUUGACCAAAAUUCUGGAAGAGGUACGCUACAUUGCUGAGCGCUUCCGAGGCCAGGACGAGAACGAGUCGCUGUGCAACGAGUGGAAGUUUGCGGCGUCCGUGAUUGACCGGCUGUGCCUGAUGGCGUUCUCCGUGUUCACCAUCCUCUGCACCAUUGGCAUCCUUAUGUCAGCGCCCAACUUUGUGGAAGCCAUCUCUAAAGACUUCUUCACCUGAUCAGGCUGUUUAUGUUGGCGGGGGGGGGGGCACACUCACAAUAGAGCAAAUACAUACAUAGGCACACAAUCAUGUAUUGAAGACUGUUAAUGUCCCAAACACAGUUUAUAAACAUUACCUAUGCCCCUCUUAGUAUUAUCACAUUUUCAACAAUGUUAUUUAGUGUGGCUAUUAGGACUAUGGUUAUUAGAAUUCAUAGCAAUACAAAUGUUUUCGUCAUAGUAUGUGGUGUUAAUCUGUGGUAAAUGGAGGUCUUUAUCGACAAUGUCUGCAUACUAAGCAACGCAUGAGCUCUCUUCCAGAAUGCUCCAUUAAUGAGUUAGCGAGCUACUGUUACUGUUCUAAAUAUUCUGAAAUGAAUCCGUAUUUUGGGCAACAUAAUACACUUGAAAUUGAAGUGAUAUAAAUGGUUCAACAGAAAAAAUGAUUCAAAAAUUUAAAAAGCAUAUUUAAGAUGCAUCUUCUUAAUUCAAGAUCUUUCUAUAUUUGUUAAUCAAAGUUAACUGAAUAAAUCAAUGUCCUUGCUUUCUGCAAUACCCCAAUUAAGUAUGUGUUAGUAGAAUUUUAUUGAGAUUACAGCAGAAAGAAUACAGCAGUCGUGUUCCAAAUGGUGUUGGCAUUUUUAUCUUUAUUCAUGUACACUACAUGUAAAAUGGAAAGGGUCAUUUCAAAUGUUGUUUUCAAAUGUACCUUCUGAAGAAAAACUCAUUGAAAUACUUCACAGAAAGUUUCCUUGAGUGAAUUUAACACACAGCUUGCUCCAAUUGCAAAAUGUUUUUUUCUUGCUGUAUUAGAGGUCCAAUGCCUAUACUGGACCUGCCAUGUCAAUAGUAACUGAAGGUAGAAUACCUGAGCUAACAAUUAGGAGUAGGGUGUUUCAUGUAAUAUAUUGUAACAUUGCAGUAUGGAUUUGUGAAUUUUGUGCUUUUUUUAAAAUUAAUUUUUACUUUGUCACUGACUAAUUUUACAUGCAUUGAAGCUGUAUCAUUUGACUUAGUGUUUGGGCAAAAAUCUUACAAUGGGGAAGUUAAGGAUCUUAUAAAAGAGCUAAGAUGUCACCACAGACCCACUGGCAAGGUUUAGAGGUGUAUUCCUUACAAACCAGACAUGACUAAACAUGGUAAGAUUUACCUACAUUAGUGUUAUACAAACUCUUUAAAAGAAAAAUCCUAAUCUCUGUAUCAAAAGUAGAGGCUAGAUGGAAAUUAAAGGUUAAAAGUAGGGGCUAGAUGGAACCUUUUUAUUUACUUAGUGAAUACAAUUUUGAAAUGUUUCAUGUUUCAUAAAAAAAAAUAUGUUCAAUUAAAAAAAUGUAAAAUUGACCUGGCCAAGAUACUCAUACAUACACAACAGUAAAAAAAACACAUGCAAACAUAAAACACAAAGUGCUUCAAUUGAAAAUGUUAAGUUAUAUGAAAGGCAAGAGAUGAAUUGGAGAGGUGUGGCGCAUUAAGGAGUCCAAACAGCGACAACCCACCACUUCACUGUCCAUCAUAGUUUUAAUGUUGAAAUCAUGCAGAGACAGACUCCUACAAUUUCCUGGCAUGUUGCGGGUUAGUUCCAUGUGGUAGGGACAGAGAACUGGAACGCCUUUUUACUGUACAUGCCUUAGGCACAUUCACAUCGUAGACAGUGUAGGUGCACAGGUAAAACAAGAGCUUUCUCUGAUUGAAUAAAUACACCCCAGGUGGCACAUCCAUCUGUUUCGGAAGGGUUUCAUACUUUCUGAAUAUCACUCAGGUUUAGGUUUCCAUGGUCCUCUCCUAUUUCUCUGUCUGUAAAAGCAAUAUGGGAGCCUACUGCUCUGCCUGUUCACUGUUGCCCUUGAACCUUUGUCUUUUAUGUGCACUCAUGCCAAGCUCAAAUGUAGAUUCAUGCACACAAAUAAAUGUAUU